UAUACAGUUUGGGCCAUCUUCGUACCUAAAUACAAUGCGAAUACGCCGGCCAGCAACCAGCCAGCAACUCGCAUCGCAUUGCUCGGAUCGAAAAGCGAACAAAAAUUCAGUUGGCUGUGACGCUUUGUGAUGUAAGUACGUGACGCUCUUCCUCUUUCUCUCGUGCGGCGUUUCGUAGACGAACGGUUUUGUGUUGUUUUGUUUUCGUUUCUCUGGUGGCUGGUGUGCUUUGUUUUCUUUUUUUUUUGUACGAUUGUUGAGGAGUGUCUUUUUUAAUUUUUCGAGAGAUCUUCCUGCCAGUCUACGAAAAUGAAAUUAAAAGAAGAGGUAUUGUCUUGAAACAAAAAAUCAGUUUAUCUGCUAGGAUACAACAGUCAAAAAUGACGUAAAUCAACCCUAUUUAUUGAAAGGAGGAUUAAAAAUUUCCUCAUAAAUAAAAAAAACCUAAAUAAUUUCAGAAUGGCAUCCAUUCUCAUCGCUUUCUUACUACUAGUCAUAUGCAGCACAAGCGCAAACUUUUACUUACAUCGAAGACAACGAAAAUCUCAGGUUUUCUCGCCGAUAACGAGAACGAACCCCAAACCAAACAUAAUUCUUGUUCUAACAGAUGAUCAAGAUGUCGAACUGGGCUCUUUAAAUUUCAUGCCCAAAACGCUGAAAAGCAUUAGAGAUCAUGGAGCCGAAUUUAGGCAUGCAUAUGUUACGACACCGAUGUGCUGUCCAUCAAGAUCGAGUCUUUUAACAGGAAUGUACGUGCAUAAUCAUUUUGUUUAUACAAAUAAUGACAAUUGUUCGAGUACGCAAUGGCAGGCAACGCACGAAACAAGAACUUAUGCUACAUAUUUAUCAAACGCUGGAUACCGAACAGGUUAUUUUGGAAAAUAUCUUAAUAAAUAUAAUGGUUCCUACAUCCCACCUGGCUGGCGAGAAUGGGGUGGAUUAAUUAUGAAUUCAAAGUAUUACAAUUACUCUAUAAAUAUGAAUGGAAAGAAGAUAAAACAUGGAUUUGACUAUCAGAAGGAUUACUACUCUGAUUUAAUUGCGAAUGAUUCGAUUGCAUUUUUGAGGCAUUCAAAAAAACAGUACCAAUUCAAGCCGAUAAUGCUUACGAUGUCGUUUCCAGCACCCCACGGACCUGAGGAUUCCGCUCCACAAUAUUCUCACCUGUUUUUCAACGUUUCCUCUCAUCAUACUCCGAGUUACGACCACGCUCCCAAUCCAGAUAAACAAUGGAUAUUGCAAAUAACUAAAAACAUGGCACCAAUCCAUCGUGAAUUUACCGAUCUUUUGAUGACGAAACGUUUGCAAACUUUACAGUCUGUAGAUGACGCAGUUCAGAGGGUUGUGCAAGAGUUGGAAAAUUUAGGAGAAUUAGAUAAUACUUAUAUUAUUUAUACUUCUGAUCAUGGAUAUCAUUUGGGGCAGUUUGGUUUAAUCAAAGGCAAAAGUUUUCCUUUCGAAUUUGACGUCAGAGUCCCCUUCUUGGUUCGAGGUCCAGGAGUAGAACCAGGGACCGUCGUUAAUGACAUCGUACUAAAUAUCGAUCUAGCCCCAACGUUUCUGGAUAUGGCAGGCGUGGUACCCCCUCAACACAUGGACGGAAGAUCUGUUCUUCCAUUGUUUCACACUGCGAGAAGGAAAAAAAAUAAUUGGCCAGAUACUUUCUUAAUAGAGAGUUCUGGACGUCGAGAAAUGCCACAUUCUGAUCGUUCUAAACAUAAAAAUAAUAACUAUCCAACUACAAGAAUGAACACGGACAAUCCAUUAACUACAGAAGGCUUAGCGCUUUUUAAUUAUUCCGACAUUCCAUCUAUAUCUGUUCCUCGGUAUCUUCCAUCAACGGAAUCACCAAAAAUUUAUGAAUCUUCAGAAGAUAUAUCGCUAGAUUCUAACCUAGAAGCUAGCGAUAAUGAGGAAGAAGACGACGAUGAUGAAGGAGGAGAUGAUGGAGAAAUUGAGGUAUCAGAAGAUGUUAUUGAAGACGUUACUGAAGAAGAUUUGGAAGAGCAAACUAAUUUGGAUAACGUCAAUAUGGCUCUCUCUAAUCUAGACCAAGGAGAUAUGCAAUUAGAUAACAGACUGCUUCCAGUAAUGCCUUCGUCAAAAUUAGAACGGCUUGCAUUAGAAUGUCUAAGACUAGAAAUGAAAUUACCUUGCCAAAAAGGUCAAAAGUGGUUUUGUGAAAAAGAAAGCGGCAAGUGGCGAAGACGUAAAUGUAAAUCUGUCAAUAUGGAUGUAAUUCCGAUGCCAUCUAAUAAAGCAUACAGAAAAUGUGCUUGUUUUACUCCUAAUGGUUUGGUCUAUAAAAAAUUACCGUUACAGACUAUUUCUAGAAAGUCAUUGAGGCCUGAUAGAAUAAAACGCGAUUCCGACCUCGACGAAAUGAUUUUCGAAGACGAUGAAGAUACAAAUGAAUCUCACUUGUUGCCACGAGAGCAGAGAACGUUAAACUUAGCCCAUUUGGAAAAUGACAUGGAAGACGUAGAAGAUCAAAUUCAUGAGCUGAGACUUGUAAACGAAUCAAUAAUCACACGUCCUAAUAUUAAACUGGGAUUAGACACAAAUUCAAUAGGCAGGCCGGCGUGUUUCGUACAGAAAGGAAAAAUAAACUGCUCCAACGAUAUUUACAAAGACAAGAAAACAUGGCGGCAAUCCAGACAUCGAGUUGAAAACGAAAUACAACAAUUAAAGCACAAAUUAGAAACUCUAAAAGAAAUAAGAAGACAUUUAAAAAAUUCUAGACCGCCUGACUCGUCGGAAAAAUUAAACGGCACAGAAUUGAACGCAUUCAACGAAUUGACUUUCCGAAGAGAGAACAUACCAGUGAGCGUUUCUUACAACCCUGGAAUAUAUAGACCGAUACCCAUUGGUAAUGCUAACAGAUUUAAUAAUAAAAAGAGAAGGAAAAAGCCGAGUUUCUCAGAAGAAAGGCGUCCCAGAACAACUACAGAAAUCAAUUUUCCUAAUAUCAAUACCAACGCAAGUGAUUUUAAUGUUGAUAACUUCUCGAUGCAACCUGAUUUUACAACAGCGCCUUCUGUAGGUACUACAAGUCAUCACAGACAUAGACACAGAUUGCAUAAUUUUACUCAGAAAAUGCCUAUCGCAACUACAAAUGGACCAAGUGUUUUUACAACGUCUAAACCGAAGAGGAUACAAAAGCCUAGCGAUUUGAUACCGCUUCCUCGAAGAAGAAUAAAACCCAAUCUUUGCCACUGUGAAAUUAAAAAUCCUAAUGUAUCUAAUGAAAGAGACUCGGAACAAGAAACCAAACGGCGUUUGAAAGAAGAAAAACUAAGGCGAAAACAACGCAAGCAACGAAAAAAGGAACAGUUAAUGAGAGAAUGUGGUUUUGAAAAAAUGAAUUGCUUCCAUCAUGAUAACGAACAUUGGAAAACGGCACCGUUAUGGACCAGCGGGCCGUUCUGUUUUUGUAUGAACGCAAAUAAUAAUACUUAUUCUUGCGUUAGAACAAUAAAUUCUACACACAACUUCUUAUAUUGCGAAUUCACGACUGGUUUUGUCACAUUCUACAAUUUAAGAAUAGAUCCUUUUGAGCUACAAAAUCGAGCUGACUCGCUGAAACCCGAAGAAAAAUCAUAUCUUCACGAUUUGUUGGCACGUUUAAUGGCUUGCAAAGGAAAAUCGUGCACCGUAUCACACAUCAAAUCUAGAUCAAGAUAUAAUACUCAAACUAUACCCAUAAAUAGUCAACAGCACUAUAAAAGCAAAUUUUUAGAAGAUGGUGGUAAUAACAUUACGCAUAGAUGGUCACAAUUAGUAAAACCAGAUUUAAAGAAACGUGAUAGGAAUGGAAAUUUUACAGAACCAGGGGAAAUGCCACAUCGAAAACGUAGAAAAACGUAAAACUGUACUAAAUAAUAAUUUUCAAAUGCCACUUUCUAUUGUUUAAUUUUUAAGCAAUUUGUUAUUUUGAAAAACAGUUAAUAUCCUAUUUAUAUCGUUUUUCCUUAAAUGAUGAUUGAUUUUUUUAACGCAACUCGUAGUAUUCGUUGUUUAAAAUGCUGUAGAUAGGAUGUCAACAUUUAUUAAGUGAUAUUAGACGGCUCCAACACCAAAUUAGCAAUAAUGUUAAUGCUUUAAAAGUUAAAGUAUUUAUUAAUUUAUUUUCUUUAUAUUUGUAAAAAGUGUAACAUUUUCUUCACAAAACCCAUAUUGGUGUUUUAGAAAGCUGAAAGAUAAAGGAUCGAAAAUUAAUAUUUUGGAACAUAAAAUGUACUGUCUAAAAUACCAAAUAUUAUUUAUAGUUUUUUUGAAUUUGUAAAAAAAAACAACAUGAAGUAAAUAAAUUUUUA
Psylliodes chrysocephalus is the source of this 4316-nucleotide messenger RNA. The record is from the annotation of a GenBank genome assembly. NCBI's taxonomy places the organism in Eukaryota, Metazoa, Arthropoda, Insecta, Coleoptera, Chrysomelidae.